Molecule: messenger RNA, 2699 nt
Organism: Annulohypoxylon truncatum
Lineage: Eukaryota; Fungi; Ascomycota; Sordariomycetes; Xylariales; Hypoxylaceae
Product: pyruvate decarboxylase
Exons: 1
Coding region: 541-2274 (577 amino acids)
Molecular function (GO): carboxy-lyase activity; magnesium ion binding; thiamine pyrophosphate binding
Source: RefSeq, a predicted model, not a curated record
UGAAGAUCUUAAGCGAAAGUCAAUUUAGAGUAACGGCUAGUCUAACGGCUUUCAUGCGCGUUAAGUGCGUAUAUGGCAGAUUCUAAUGGAAAGAAUACAAAGUCCAUUACAUCAUCUCCUGAUCAUCGCGAGACGCCGAAGAUGCACCACGGUCCACUGAAACAAGGGCCGACUUGUUAAGAACAGGCGAUGAGAAUAUCGACCUUACGAUUUUGAGAAUACACUGCUUUCUAGACUUCGUAUCCCACGUGUCAAUGUGCGAGGCCGGCGACUGCAGAAAUAUAUUUAUUAGCUGAACUUGCCCCUGAAACAUUUCUUUGUUCUAUUCCAUCUAUUCCACAUCGUCAAUCAGACUUUAUUCAACGUCAUUAACAUCGAUUUAGUGUUGUGUAACCAAACCUUGUGUUCAGGGAAACCACAGCACUCAGACCCAGAGCCUUGAAGACCAUUUAUAGACUCGUUACACUUGAAUCUAAUUAUCCCUCACUUUACACGAUACUCCACAUUCCACUUAUACUUACUAAACAUCAGAAAUCCACAAUGACCAGUGUGGAUAUCCGGACAAGAAAUCUCAAAAGGCCGGUCGACGUAGCCGAGUAUCUCUUUACAAGGCUUCACCAGAUCGGUAUUCGCUCCGUUCACGGUCUUCCCGGCGAUUUCAACCUUGUCGCCCUCGACUACUUACCCAAAGCCGGCUUAAAAUGGGUCGGAAACUGCAAUGAGCUGAAUGCCGCCUAUGCCGCGGACGGCUAUGCCCGGGUUAAGGGUAUCGCCGCUAUCAUCACCACUUUUGGCGUAGGCGAGUUAUCCGCCGUCAACGGUCUCGCCGGCGCCUACAGCGAACACGUCCCCAUCGUGCACAUCGUGGGCUGCCCAUCCACCAUUUCUCAACGCAGCGGUUUGUUAUUGCACCACACGCUAGGAAAUGGCGAUUUCAACGCCUUUGCCAACAUGAGCGCCGGUAUCUCGUGUGCCGUUGCCAAGCUCAAUGACCCGACAGAGAUUGCAACCCAAAUCGACCACGUUUUGCGCGAGUGUUAUCUCAAGAGCAGACCUGUUUACAUCAUGUUCCCUACCGACAUGGUUGAGAAGAAGGUCGAAGGAGAACGCCUUGAAACCGAGAUUGACCUAACUGAGCCCGCUAACGACGUCGACCGGGAAAAUUAUGUGGUUGAUGUAGUGCUUAAGUACCUGCAUGCCGCGCAGCGACCCGUUGUUCUGGUCGACGCUUGUGCCAUACGGCAUCGUGUGCUACCCGAGGUGCACGACCUAAUCGAAAAGACUCAGUUACCCAUAUUCGUCACGCCCAUGGGUAAGGGUGCGAUUAACGAGACACACCCAAGUUUUGGUGGUGUGUACGCUGGUACUGCUUCCAGUCCCGCCGUCAAGGAUAUGGUGGAGAACUCAGAUCUAGUUAUCUCCAUCGGCUCCAUGAAGAGCGACUUCAACACAGCCGGAUUUUCCUACCGACUCUCUCAACUCCAGUCCAUCGACCUUCACAGCGACCACUGUAUCGUGCGAUACUCAGAGUACCCCGGCAUUCGCAUGAAGGGUGUGCUACGCAAGGUUGUCGAAAGGCUCGACCUCUCGCAAAUCAAAGUCCUACCACCACCUAAAUUCGUAGAGCCCGAGGCGCAAGUAGACUCUCAAGCCGUCAUCACUCAGGAAUGGCUCUGGGGACGCGUGGACCGGUUCCUGCGGGAGAACGACAUCGUAGUCACCGAGACCGGCACAGCCAACUUCGGUAUCUGGGAAACGCGGUUCCCGGCCAACGUCACGGCGCUGAACCAGACGCUGUGGGGCAGCAUCGGCUGGGCGGUCGGCGCGUGCCAGGGCGCCGCCCUAGCGACGCAAGACGAAAGCGGCGCGGACAAGGCGCGGCGGACGAUCCUGUUCGAGGGCGACGGCAGCUUCCAGCUGACGGCCCAAGAAGUCAGCACGAUGAUCCGGCACAAGCUAGACGUGAUCCUGUUCGUCAUCUGCAACGACGGGUACACGAUCGAGCGGUACAUCCACGGCAUGGACGCCGGGUACAACGACGUGGCCACCUGGCGAUACAAGGACCUGCCCGCCGCGUUCGGCGCCACGGAGCAGACGGCCAAGUCGUACGUCGUCAAGACGCGCGGCGAGCUCGAGGCCCUGCUCACGGACAAGGACUUCAACGAGCGCAAGGGCCUCCGGUUCGUCGAGCUGUACAUGCCCCGCGAGGACGCGCCGAAGAGCCUGAUGUUGACGGCCGAGGCGAGUGCUAAGAGGAACGCUAUGACGGAGUAAAUUUGUGGGGAAAGGGGUACGGGUGGAUCAAAUCAGUAAUAGGGGAUAUAGGUAGAGGUGGGCACGUGAUGAGAUAUGAUUACAUAUGCAUUGAAAUGGGCUGGAUUACUACUGGUGUUAGACGGUUUUAACUGUGGAUUUCUAUUUGAAAUGGACCGGAAGAGAUAAAAUUCCAAAAUUAUGUUACACUUAUGUCAACGGGUUUCAGCUGUGAAUUGCGUGUAUGGGAUGCCUUUUGUCUAAGACUAUCAGAGUGCGCCGGGAGGCUGGGUAGGUAUCUAUCAAGUUAAAACAAGAUCUUCAAUCAUAGAGAAUGGAUAUCUGCCAGUCCGACCCCGAAAUAAACCGAGCUAAUUAAGUUUUUUCCGGCAAACUGUUACCGCCUUCACACCUAUGUAGUUCGGUAUCACCCCGAUGAUGAUGAG